Messenger RNA from Saprolegnia parasitica CBS 223.65, 975 nucleotides. RefSeq lists its product as hypothetical. The transcript is spliced from 5 exons. Bases 24 to 935 code for a protein of 303 amino acids. The record is from RefSeq and is a predicted model, not a curated record. NCBI's taxonomy places the organism in Eukaryota, Oomycota, Saprolegniomycetes, Saprolegniales, Saprolegniaceae.
AUUCACUCCUUUGCGCAAGCAGCAUGGCGGCCCGCUUGGAGUACAACUGGUCGACGGAGUACAAGAACGACAAGCGGCUGCUGGAGAUGCGCGAUGCAUGCAAGACGAUCCUGCUCAUGCUCAACAAGGAGGACGCCGAGCUGCCCGAGCCAUCGAUCCGCGGCUACCCCACAUCCGCCAAGAAGGCCCGCGUGGCGGCGCCGCCCGCCAAGCCAAAGCCAGCAUUAGCAGCGCCCAAGGUCGCUGUCAAGGUCGAUCGUCGCCCGCGAAAGGCCCCGAGCGUGCCCGACGAUGGGUCGUCGACCGCCGACAGCGACUACAUUGCGCGGGGCACGUUUACGAAUCCGAUGGACGACAUGAGCGAGUACGAGAGCGACGACUCACUGCCACCGCCCCGACCGGCGCCAAAGAUCUACGAAAAGGUCGAGGUCGAGGACGACGACGGCGGCGACGACGACAGCGACGACGAGAACGCAGACAAGGCGUGCAAGAUCUGCGAUAUCAACGAAAACGACUCGCAGAGUCUGCUCUGCGACCUCUGCGAAGACGUCUUCCACACGUACUGCGUCGGGCUCCCGGACGUGCCCAAGAACGACUGGUUCUGCUCGACCUGUCUCGCCGCCGAGUACAUCCGACUCACGCAUCAAUUCAUGGCCGAGCCGCUGGCCGUUCUCAACACAUGGCUGGUCCAUGCCAGCGGCUGCGAUGCGCGCGACGACGUGUGCCAGUCCGCGUCGCUCGCGCGCAUCUGCGUCUUUCUCAAGCGCCUCGUGCGUGCGAUCGCGCUCACCGACGGCGUCUUGCGGGCCAAGUUUGGCGAGCUCCUCACGCACCACAUUGGUGGUUGCACCGAGAAGCUCUACUGCCCCGUCCCGCUCUGCAACCAAAUGCGGAAGCGCAAGGCCAAAGUCCACAUCCGCGCACUGGAGCUGUGAUCACUCGAUAGAUUGAUAUAUAUAUACUUUUCGUGGCGUC